CCAAGAUGUAGUUGUUGACACAAAUAAACUUCCAUCAUGAUUUGUAGUACUAGUUAUAGCAGAUGAUCGAAAAAUAAUGAUGACCUCAUCGUCCUCUUCCUCUUCGUCCUCAGAUUCUGUUGUGGUUCCUCACUCCUCCAAGCAGAGCAUGGAUCUGGGUCGCGGAGACCGUGGUCUGUUCUGGCGGGUGCGUUAUGCAUGUAGCGCAUUGUCGAUUAGCGAAGGGCAAGCCGAUCUGAAAGCAUUGCUUCAUGAAGAGCAGAAAAAGGCAGCUGCAGCACCAUUCUCGCGCUCGUCGCUGGCGCAGAAUACUCAUCAGCCGAGUUUGUUAGCUGGAGGACAGCACGAAGGAGGUGAGAGGGCAUACCCACUUUUGGCCUAUACGCUACGGUUGCUGAGUCGCCGCGAUGACACGGAAUCGCUCAAACUGUUGCGCGAGUUGUGCGCCGAUUUUGACUGCGGAUCGGUACUCGCCUUCGGACAACUUGUCGCAGAUGUUGCUCGCGCAGAGUUGCUUGUCGCUGCCUCUUGUGCUAGCAUCAAGACGAGUCCAAGCACGACUUCUACUCUCGGCGCAUCAGCGUCUUCAUCAAGCCAGAUGGUCGUAGUCACGGGUAAUUCUCCAUCGAGGACGUCAUCAUCGAGUGGCGUACCAGCUACGUCGUUGGUUAAUAGUAAAUCAGCUGGCGCAACAACAGCGGCAAUGCAGAUUGGUGGAUCUUCCUCUUCGUCAGCAGGUCUCCCGUUAGGGAGACGGGUGCGCAGCUGCAGUAUAGAUUCUGCUGUGGUGCAGUACUCAGCAGCAGAGAGGUGGUUACAAAGCUUCACACAGCGGGCGGGUUUGCCGUUAUCUUCCGCAGUGGCUUGCGCUGUAUCCUCGUCUUCGUGUAAUCAGGAGUCAUUUACUACUACAGGGAAUGACACAACGACGCAUACUAGCAAGAGUUGUCGGAAUAACUACCGCGACAGUGGACUUGCAGCCGGUCGCUUGGGGCCAUCAGGAAGCGAAAGUGGGCUUCAUCGUUCCAGGAAUCAAUCCAAUAUUUAUGUGGGAAUGCCUGAUGGACGCUCUUCCGCUACCUCGUCCCAACAGCACGACACACAGUUUUUACUGGAGUUGAUGAGAGAUUGGGAACAAUCGGCACCAAAAAGCAGAGAAAAAUUGAAUCCGCUUGUGCGUGAUCUGCUAAAGUUGCACUCAGCAAGGCAUGAAUGGUCCGACACUGAGAAUUGGUAUCGAGCACUUUUUGCCGAGGAAGAUCAAGACGAUGCGGCGGCUGCAGGGAGGCAUGCUCACCAUGUCGAACUAGAAGGAGAAAGGCCUGAAGUUGACUCCAAAGUAGAGCCAGGUGCAGGAGCUGCCCCUUGUUCUAGUUCAGGACGAUGUGAAGCCCUCUCUUGUGAUGAAGGUGAUACGAAGACUUCCACUAGUUGUACAGGCAACAUUUUGGAAAGUGGACGAGUACUAGAUCAUGCUGGAGUGGAUCUUAAAGAUGUUGAAAACAAUCAGUCAUUACAGACUUUCGCAUGUGAAGAACCAAAUAGAAAAGCGCACUUUGGAUCUACAACAGAUGAAAGGAUGGAGAAAGCGGAUGGUUUUUUAGGGGGGCCUGCUGUUGCUGGUGAAACGACAUGCCCGCAAAAGGAAGUUGAGUGUGCUUCUAGAAGAGGUCAUCAGCACUCGCCUCACAAUGAAGCCAGAACAAACAAUAGCAGCCGGUCUUCAAGUAGCUUGUCUUGUGAUCCCACGAACAAGGAGAACAAUGAGUACCACUCUGGAGGAAUUUCAAAUUCAACAGCAGCGGCGAUUGAGCUACUGCGGAUAUUGGGCCCCUUAUCCAUGAACGAUAAGGCUUGGGCCCACUUUUUACGGAUGCACGCUGCCGAUGCGCCGAUUGAAACGCUGCUCCGAAACAUUUGUACCGAACUUGUGGAAGAUGAUGACGAGGGUGCAAACAGCAUUGAGGCACCUUCGCCGGGUUCUGCGGAGCUCCUGCAACGUAAGUAGAUAAAUUAGUGAAGAUUGAAGUGGUUCGCAGCACAGUUUUAUUUUGGAUGGCCACAUGGGUCAUUCCCGGUGACAAUUUCUCUUGAAAAAAAUAAGUACAUCUAAUGUACUUGUUUCCGUUCUGCCUUGUAAAAAUGUUACAACCUCCGAUGUUUCGGUCGAGCUCGCGGCGUCGCAUUGUUGCCACUGUUUCCUAUGCUCCACCUCCAUCACGACCAUUUUCAGGUUCUACGAUUUGGAACGAGUUUUCUGAACUUACGAAUGGUGAAGCACGUGCCUUGUCGGAGGAAGAACAAUCUUCAGGGAGUUGGAAAAGCAGUUGCGAGCGCUUUGUGCGAGCUACACUGGAGCUAUACCCAUUUCUCACUUGGGCAGACAUUCUCCUGGCGCCAGUAAAUCCAAGCAAAAAUAAUGAAGGAACACCAAGAGGACUGGGACUGGCGCUGCUUGAGUCAAACACUGCGUGCUAUGAACGUUUCGCGCAUUUAUGUCGAGUAACAAAGCUCUUUUCGGAGUUCACUUACGAUGGAGGCACCUUCCAAUAUUUUGCUAAAGACUAUCAAUUUGGAGGAGGUUCCCACUCCUCCUCGUCUACAUCGUCGUCAUCAACACCGUCACACAGAAGAGUGCAAGUCCUGCCACUUCUCCGAGCAGGUCUCUCUGACAUACACUUCGAGAAGAUGCUUGCGGACAGCGGAGCGGGAGACUGCGAAUGUCUUACAAAACCAGUCAACUCUGAAAUCCGAUCUAGCGACACCGAGACAGGCAGCAAGGACGAAGGUACAUCCUUUUACGAUCUGAGAAACUGAGUCUGAUUCACGAAGUUAAAUUUUGAGAAAUAUUGACGUCUGGGCAUAUUCCUACCCGACACUAAGUAUGAAUAUGGUCUUGUUCUUUCUAAAAAGAUGAUAUAUUUAUCAGUUUAUAAUUCAUAUUCAUGACCAGGUUCUGCGUGCUUGUAUUCAAGUUUGAUUUACCCCGAAAUUUUGGAUCGAGCGCUGCGUGUCAGCGACCCUGCGCGUUUGUUUGAGAAAGUCGCCUCCGCGUCUCCGCAUGUCGUUGAAAGUGUUGUUGAGACGCUCGUGGAGCACUUCGUUUUCGAGGCUGGCUAUCCGCGUCAUUUCCAGCCGGCGGGAUAUGAUGAAUCUGCGGUGAAAGAAGUGGAUCCCGGCCGGGUGCAGCGCUUGCAUGAAAUCGGCGUCUUAGAGAUUGGCUUCGACGCGGAAAGUCUCUCAGCUGAACAAAUUUUCUGGGACAAGUAUCACAUUCGUUUGCCUUCGCCCUCAUUUAUUUCUUGUCGUAGUUGUAAUAGCUCUUCGUCUUCAACGGACGAGCACGAGCAUCACAACAUCACAAAGGACUCCUGCGCGCACGCAGAGCAGCACUGUUCGGCAGGAACAAGUAGUAGCAAUACACCUUCUGGCACUGCCGGAUCAGCACAGGAGGCUAAGACUUUUCAUCAAGACGGUGACGAAAAAACUGAAAGAAAGCAGACAAGGAAUGACAGAGUGAAUGCGCCUCCGAAUGAGCUCCUCGCAAGAGAAACUUUUCAAAAAGUUUUUGCUUUCUGCGUGGGUAAGGUUGAGAGCCUCGGUAAGAUGUGUGAUCGUAUCCCUGGCACUUUCCUGAAGGUCAUGGCGGUUCUUAGUGCACACAAGGAGGCAGAAGAAAAAUAUAAGCAAAUAGAACCUGGGGUGAAGUCAUCGACAUCUACCCAAGACAUCUCUUUUUUGGUGCCGAUCGUGCAGGAUCUACAGAAAAAAGGACAUUUGGUGCGGUUGCUGAAGCGCGCACCGGAUCUUCUUAUUGCGGCUGAGCCAGGGUCGCCCCACAAGCACGUUGACUCGUUGUCAUCUACGAGUGAUAGAGUGUCUGUCUUUUCCAAUGUUGGUACUGGCGCCACUGCAAUCGCUGUGCAACAGCCGCGUGAAGACAAAAAUAUUAGGGUUCUUCGAGCAGAGGGCCGACAACAGCAGAGCCUGCUUCAUGAGGAUGCAACUUCUCCGCGUCACACCCUCGAAGGAUCUGCGACGACGUGGAUGCGUGGGGCAGUGACUUCAGUCCUGAUUCAAAUAUGUUUUGAAUGCCUCGGAAUGAACCUUCAGAUGGCCGAAGUUUUACGAUCCGUUCGAGCUGCUUGCGUUGCGGUAUCUUCGGCAUCGUUUACAAAAGAAUGCAUUCGUUUGUUGGAUGCCAGGCGUAUAGCCGGUCGCGGACCGGAGAUCGCGCCGCUUUUGCUGCCUUGUCUCGUCGAAAAUCAAGCUGCGUUGUCCCCAGGUGGACAGCAAAGUCUCGAGGCGCUGGGUACGUACUAUAAGAGCGGCAGGGGCACGCCGUCGGCGAGCACCUCCACCGGGGGAGACCACGACGGAAGUAGCACAACCAACGCGUUCAACAUGAUGAUGAGUCUCGGGACUGGUAACUCCGCAUUGGACCACUUAUUCGCGUCGUCACCUGGUAAAGAAAGCGGUCUGGGAGCAGCCGGCGGCACGACGGAAACCUCAGGGGUCUGUCUUGGCAGCGGUGCGACAAACGUGCUCAAUUCCUCGUCGCUGCUGCCGCACGGUCUGCAGCUCCCCGCAACUGCGGCUGCCAGCAUCAGCGCAAGCAACUCCUUGAUGCCUCACACUGCCUCCUCUGCAUACAACACCGGGACCGGCGCUGGUGCGUCAGUGCCCUACGGAUCCACGGAAGCGGCGAAGCAAAUGCAUUUGGGUAUGGAUCCAAGUGGACACGCAGCUGCAGCAACGGCGCAUCUUCUUGGAGCCCAUGCGCACCACCAUACUGGAGGGGCGCAACAGACGUCGUCGCCGCAUCAGCUUCCCCACGAUGGCAGCGGCUUAAAUCAGCAUGGUCAGCAUGACAUGCACAUGCAUCAUGGCGCCUUCGAGGGCUAUGACGCUGGCGCUGCAGCCGCAUUUCAACAGAGCAUUGCAGCGAUGGGUCUUUUUAACAUGCCCGCCGCAGGAUCCGCGGUUGAUGCGUCUUGUUGGGCCAGCACCGGAGCUGCCGGAUGGGGUUGGAGCGGUCUGCACCACGGCGCACGCGUCGACGGUACCGUCGAUCUUCAAAGUGGCUAUCACGGACACCUGCAGCAUCACCUAGCGGGGGCAGCGAACGGGGUAGACGCAGCUAAUCAUGCUUUCGUCAGCGCUGUAGGUGGCGUGGGAGAUCCAAGCCAGCAGCUGGCUGUCAAUGGCACGGGCGCGGGAUUAGGAGCGGAUUCGACCGCGCACAAUGCUCCCACUAGUCUAGCAGCAGAGCUCGCUGAAGCCGAAAACAUCCUGGACACGGAUAUUCCAGCGCAAAAAAUCUCAAAAAUGUACUUCACCAAGCUCUACCAGGAACGGCAGAUUACGGCUGAGACCUUCGUCGCUGUGGUGAAAAGCUUCGCGCCACCGUCGCGCAGCGGAUCUGGCGCAAACCGACCAGGAUCGCAGCCACCACCCGAGAUCACGGGCGGCGAGCAGCACAACUUUGCGAAGCGGAACAUCGCAAAGCGUUCUCAGGUGUUCGAGUUCAUGCUAGGCGCCUUUUUUCAGGACAUUCGUUACUACCCGCGAUACUCUGACACGGAUCUGAAGCUCGCAGGUCGGGUCAUUGGGCUGCUGCUUUACAACGACCUGGUUACGCCCAUCAAGACGAAGACGGCGCUCGCUUCGGUGACAGACAGCUUGAAGAAGCCGGAGGCCCGCAUGUGGAAAUUUGGGAUCGUUGCUUUGGAACAAAUGUUGGGGAAGAUUGCGACAUGGCCGAAACUCUGCGAGACCCUUUCGCAGAUGGAGGGUCUGAAGCAGGCCUAUCCUGCGUAUGUGAGCUACCUGGCUUCCGUUCUCGAGAAUCUGACGCCAGCCAUGCGGAGAAUGAACCAAAUUGACCAGAUUCCGCAGGCCGUGCAAGACAUUCCGCUCCCCUUUAUCGCAGAGGACCUAGCAGAACAGCCUGUUCGUUCAGGACAUCAGGCAACCUCUUCAGGAAAAGCACCGGGAACGAUCGCCUGCACUUCCUCGACAAAGCAACUAGGUGCGGCGCAGCAGGACGAAAGUACAGCCGCUGGCGCUGGUGACCAUGAGCAACAGUACCAGCAGCACUUUUCUAGGCUGAUAGCGGCUGGAGGAUCGGGUAGCGGGAAUCCCUCUCCAACGACAGGCAUGAACAUGCUUGCUGCGGCCUAUGCUCCACAUCCACGGAUGGCUGGGGCCUAUGCAUCUUCGUCUUUGCACUACAUGACGAGCGCACAGAGUAUAAGCGAGAUGGCCGCUGCGAGUAUGGAGCACUACAACAUCAACAAUGCAGCAAGUGCAACGGGUGCUGGGGCCGGAGGCCAUUUGCUUGUAAACGGUGGCGCUCCAGGGCUUGCCAAUGCGAGAGAGAAUGCUCUCGCUGGCACUGGUAUGAUAACAGUGGGGGGCGCAACGUCUUCGUCUAGCGGUACAGGGGCAGUGCCCGGAUCCAAGCAUCUCCACAAUAAUUACAACAGCUACAGCGCAUCAUCAUCAACUAGUCACCAAGACCCAAGGAUGCUUCAACAUGCAACAGAUCACCACGAAGCAAUAGCCGGCGGAGGAGGAGAGUCUAUUACCUACAACCCUGCAACAGGAGCAGGACGAGACAAUCUUAAUUUAGCACUUGGCGCAUCUGGCGUGCCGGGAGCGAUCGGAGGAACAACGUCAUCACCAGGCGCCCAGGCAACAGGGAGGGCAAAUCUUCACCUGCCUCAAAGCGGCGGAACUUCAUCGACAGGUGGUCUCGGUACAACUUUUUCUGUAGGAGGAGCUGCUCCAGCUACGUCACCGAUGGGACCGGAUGCCACGACGGGCUCGACGGGGUCCAAUUUGUCCAAGAAUAGCGUCACAAGCCUGAAUAACAAAAGCAGUAAUACCUCGACGGGUACGACUUCGGCUAGCGGAGCGUCCUCUGCAGGUGAUCAUACCUCGCAGCCACCUACAAAUACGUCAGGAGGAGGUAGCCACCAACCGCAAUCCUGGAGUUCUCCGUUAGGACUGAAAGAUUCCUUUGCCUUCGGCGGUCAGGGGGAACGGGCCUCGGUAGAGCAAAUUCUCCGUCAUCUAAAUAGACCGGAGCACAACGCUGCGGAAUGGUUCCAGCAGAAGGUGGUCGCAAGCGUGACCAGCCUGGCACAGGUGGACGACACCGUGACUGGUACGAAGCGAGCAACCGCCGUGGCUGAACAUGCGCGCGAGAUGCGAAGCCAUUGCAGUCUCGUACCCGACGACGCAUUGCACACCCACUACAGCUGGUUGGCGCUCUACAUCGUGAAGCAGCACGCUGCGACGACUGCGAAAAACGGCGUUUUUCUCGAGUUCCUCGAGAAACUGGACGAACCUAAACUGGUCGAGGCCAUCGUGACCGCCACGGAUGACUGUCUCAAGUUGCUCAUGGCCAACGUGGCUCACGCAGUGCAGUUUACAACGCAUCGCAUGAUUUUGAAGAACUUGGGUUUCUGGCUCGGUCAGCUCACGAUUGCGCGGAAUAAACCGCUGCUAUCACGGCAGCUUGAUCUCAAGGCUUUGCUGUUUGAUGCGUUCGACAGCGGCAGCCUUACUGCUGUUUUGCCUUUGGUGUGUAAGAUUCUCGAGGGCGUUGCUAAGUCGAAGGUGUUCCGGCUUCCGAAUCCCUGGACGCAGGCUGUGCUAUCGUUGUUGGCGGAGAUCCACGACAUAGAAAAUCUGCGCACAAACCUCGUGUUUGAGGUCGAAGUUCUCUGUAAGACACUGGAUAUCCAAAUCAAGGACUUGAAGCGUAGCGAGAGCCUCGUCGGCAAAACUCCAAAGGUGUACUCAGAUUUCAACAAUGCGGCACGCCAGAAACAAGCUGCCCGACGAGAGUCAGCAGAAAAAGCAGCUGCUAGCAAGGGGGGGAAGACGCCUGGAACCACAUUGUGCGGUAGCUUAUCUUCUGGAGGUGCACACCUACACUCGACGGACUCCGGACCCUGCUCUUCGACAGGUCAGCACAAAAAUAGCAUGUCUAGUAAUCAGCAGGUGAAUGCUCAGUACAACCAACAAAACACGACUGGAGGUGGAAAAAGCGGCACGAAUGUACAUGGCUUCAUUUUUUCUUCCAACACUGCGCGCGGUGAUGCUAGAUUUGGUAUGCCUGGUAAUGCGGCGAGCAGCGUUUCUCCCCUCGGAAGUCAGAGCAGUCAAACACAACACUUGUUUAUGAGUGGUUCUGGAGGUGUAGCAGGCCGAGUGUCGGGUAUAAUGACCCGCUCACACCGUGCUUCUACUGCGGCCAGUAACCGAGAUAUUCCCGUGCUACCGGGGUUGUGUGUAAACACUGCUGCGAUGCCAGGGGCUCGCCACUCCGGGCACAACGGACUCAGUGGCGCUGCAGGGAACCUCGCGAACGGAACUGGUACAAAUCCGUAUGUCUUCAGCCCUAGUGCGAGAGGAGGUCAGAGGCAGACGAGCGGCGACCGGCUAGGACGAACUGCUUCGACGGGUGGAGCAAGUGGAAAUAUCUAUGAUAUUUCAGGUGCGACAGAUCAAGAUCAUCACCAUCAGCAACGAGCGGGGCACCAGCAUCACCUUCAUCCGAGUCAGAAAAUGUCCUCUGGGAAUAUGAUGUCAACAUCAACUUCAACCUAUCACAGUGCCAAUAAUAGCAAACUGUCUACUUCAGGUGCAGGUGAGGUUUCCGUCUACGGACAAGCGGAUUAUAAUCCGAAUAACUACUCUACUGCACCUGUCGCACAGCCACAGACGCACCAUAGCACCAGUGCCAGCUCGUCUGGAGGGCAGCAGCAGCAGCAUCAUCCGGAACAACCUAGCACUUUUGUGAUUGGUGUUUUGCCAAAGUUGGUGCACUACCUGUCGGACAAGCUUCUGAGCGUGUUGCCUAUGCUGCACCGCGUGGUUCCCCACGCAGUAGACAAUGCAAUUCGUGAGAUCAUAGGUCCCACGGUUGAGCGGAGCAUCGGAAUCAGCUGUUUGUGUACUAAAGAAGUUGUCUCCAAGGACUUUGCGAUGGAGGGGGAUGAAAAUAUGGUUAGAAAGGCAGCACAGCUGCAGGUUUCGAGUCUGGCUGGACACAUUGCUGUUGUCACCGCUCGAGAACCCCUGCGAGUGGCCAUGUUGGCGCAAUUUUCGGCGCUGCUGCGAGAAGAGAAUGUCCCGCGACUGUUCGAUCAGGCAUUGCAGAACACUGGAGCAACGCCGCUGUCAGCCGAUACGGUAGCAGAACUGCAAAAGCUGUCAUCCGUGUGGGCCAAAGUUAUCGAGCCGUUAUACAUAAACUUUCUUUGUGCUUUGUCAGUGUUUGCUUAGGUUUGAUCCUUUCAACUUUACUCGACCGACGUCUAGAAUGACUAGAAAGGGUAGUUAAGAUCAUACCAAGAGCAACAUGGGUUAUACAAUUAUUCCAUCAACACAACGUUUCUCUAUAAUUCUCCUCUAAUCAAACGCACGAGGCCGAUCAAGCUCGUGGCGGACCUCAUGCGAAUUUUCUUGGUCAUUCACCGGCAAAUAAUUUUGACAACUUGAUGCACGCUUUGGCGCGGAGUAACCUGAACAUUGGUUGCCAGCUGAUUGAGAAGGCUGCUGUGGACAAAGCAUUGGCACACAUUGAGCAUCACAUUUAAGAGGCGCACGCUUGAAUUUGAAUUCAAGAUCAACAUCAAAAAUAUAUGUGUUGUUUCUACUGUUGCACUCGUCGACGUGACUUUUCUUCAAGAAAACUACACGUAGAGAGGGUUGAAUUCGCUUUCGUCGAAUAUAUGAAAUCAUUUGAGCGGUGUCCUUUCAUUUUCUACGAGGAUAAGAAAAAGAAUCUCAUCUAAGAUCUGGCUCCUGCUGUCCAGAGUCGCAAGGAGCAUCGACAGAACUUUCCUGGUAAGAGCUACGCAGAUCCCUAUUACGCGGGCGAGGGCCAGGGCGGGGGUCGUUGGCCCGAGCAGCUUCCGGACAUCCUGCGGCCGAAGCCAGGGCCGCUCUCCGCGUCCCACUUGAAGGUCUACAAGGACUUCCAGUCGAUAGGAAUUCAGCCUUCUCCAGCGAAGAAAUCUGGAGGAGUCUCCGGAUCUUCAGCUCAUGACGUUGGGGUAAGCGAAAGUGGCACAAGAAUCGGAGUCAUUGGGAGCGGGUAUUGAUUUUCAUUCUAUGGAUGCAAGUUAUGGAUUCCAUGUUCAUCUGUUGAUUUAGUGGAGGAAGAGGAGCUAAGCUCCGUAUCAUUUUCCAUGUCCUACAAUUACUUACAGAAUUGUGCCACCGGGUGGCGGUGGGUCAAUUGGUGGCAGUCGCGAAUCUGGUCUAGACGGCCUUUCCGACGAUGUCAACCCGAGGCCCCCGCCGUUGCCGGAGAUGGCGCAGUGGCUGUCGGCUUUUGAGUGUCGCUUCUUUGACAAGCAACCAGCAGCUAUUCUUGCGGAAACGCCGCGGUUGUUUGAGUUACAGGUUGCGGAACCUUGGGCCCGGGACUUGACGCGAUUGCAGUCGGAGAUGCACCAGCAAUCGCCAGAUGAUAGCUGUCUUUCCUUUCUCAAGUGGGAAACCUGGGUAUCUAUAUCUUGUAAUGCACAUCAUCAGGGACAGGCUGAGCCUGAGGCUUGAAUAAAUUGAAUUCGCGUACCAGUACCUGGAAUUGUUUUCGCUUUUUCCCGUUCUUUCCAGCACGACGUGUGCACCAUCAAGGUGACUGUACGACUUCACUUUCGUCGUCUAGUUGUAUCUUCUUGAUUUACAUACUUCUCAAAUCAAUUUUGAUACUCACCAGAGUGCCUACGUCGCACUGAUGUGCCUUCCAGCGUCGCAUAAUUUAGCGAUUCGUUUGCGAGAGUUACCGAAGAUGCUGGCGAGCAAUCAGUUCGCAUUUUUUGACCAAAUGGGAGCAACUCUUCAUCCGUCGGUUUUACCAAUCCCUAAUAUGAAGUCUUAUCCCAAUGAGCAAUUGAUUGGUCUCUACGUCGCGAACCGGAUAUUCCGUAGAUACACGGACAUUGUGGUGAAACUGCACAGGGAUGAGGUACCACGCUCACCAUUGUUGUAACUACAUCGUUUAUUCUGUUCCUGUCGUGCUCGUGCUUAAUAGAAAUAGGACUUUCAGGGCGAUUGUUGAAAGUCAAAAAUUGUGUUACAGCAUUUCAAUCACAAUCUAAGUACGUCCAAUGCAAGAUGUGGACCUGUACUUCUAGCGCGGCUUUGAUUGAGAACACAUAUUUAUAACUCACCACCCAAGUUGUAGUAGGAGUGACACUUGAGUAAAAAAACAACAACAAAAUAAAUCUAGGCGUCUUCCUGCACGACGAGCCGGACCACGGCUCCGAUUCCUUCACCGGAGACGGAGGUUCUGCGCUUUCAAAUGGAGCUUUGCUUAGCUAUUCUUGGCGUCUUACAUCAGCAUCUGAACUUGGACCAGCUGCCGAGUACCCUCGUCGCCUGGCUGGACAAAAGCGCGUCUCCGAAGUUACAAAUGCUAAAGGAGCAAACGCCUUCUCCGCUGCGUGUUACCAGCGGUCUAUAUCUGCCUCGUGCGGUGCACGGUCUUUUCAGAUACGGACUUGUCGAUCCGCACAGAAUUGACUCGGCAUUGCAAGGUGAUUUGCAGGCGUGCUACUGUACGGUCACGCAAGCGUUGGCGAUUUUCUACAAGUCGUCUUCCUCUUCCUAUAGAAGCAAGAACUCUCAUCCGCAGACCGCAGUUCAACAAGACAAUAACAAGGAGCAUCUGCAAAGUACUAGCACGGCGGCAUCUUCCAAUGGAGAGGACCUUUGUAGUCCCCCCUCUUCACAAGACGAUGUAGUUCCCGGUCAAACUAAAUGCAAAAACACGUCGACCCCAGGACUGGAUAACCACCUGGAACAGGAACACGACGCGUCUGCUGGCGUUACCUUCUUCCGCAAGUGGUUUCCUGCGUGUCCAGGAGUUUCAACUGCAAAAACAAUGGACGAUAUUGCGCAAUCCUCGGAGGUUCUGGCUCGCUGCGGAGUCAUGUGCGGGCAAAUGUCGAAGUAAACACUCUACUUUGCUCCUAGUUCCUGGUGAAUCAAUGUGUAAGUACUUCAUGGUUUUCUACUUGAGGAAGACGAAGAGCCACAUCAUAACUUUUACUACUUCUUUCGACACAUUGAUUUUACAAAAAUCAAAAUUUCCGAUUCAGACGAUGUGGAUGUUUCUAUCAAUCUUCAGCUAUUUCCGAGACCUUUCGGGAAUGAUUCCUUUAGGGCGUACUUUUAGCUUUAUGGCGAAACUUCUAGCUGAGGAAUCCGAGCUUGACAAUCCGCAGAUGCACGCCAUCCGCAUGGGCUCGACUCAUUUAUUCCGCUCUUGGAUACCCGAAAACGCGAGGACAGCGCGACCCCAAUUGCUGAUAACUUCGGGACCCACCUACAGCCCGGCGCUUCUGGAAAGCGUUCAGCCAGUAAUGAAUAAACGGAUUCUUGAAGUACACGUGACUCCUUACUCUUAGAAGUACUCUUCACGUGUUUCGCUUUCUUUGUCCACAAUUCGAUGUUGAUCGUGCUCUUGAUUGUCAGCGAAGCCUUCGAUUUGCCGACUGAAAAACUUCGUGUGAAACUUUUGAAUCCUUAAACUCUUUUCUGUAGGUUUAUCAAUGGUGCCGCCCUGUGCUGGAGAUAAUGGCGAAACAAGCCGCUGGCAGUACAGCACCAUCAUCCACGUCGAGUAUUCCCAUAGCUACUCCUAGUGGGACAAAUGUUCCAGGUGAGCAGUUGUCGGACGAGCAGUUGGCCGAACUGUUCGAAGAGUGGGUUCAGAUUUUCUUUGAGAAAGCAGAUACGGACGUUCGUAUAGUCGGCGCUCAUCGCCACGAGAGUUACUUGGGCUACGUGCGGAAGUUGCAGGAUCUAGGUAUGGGCUCUUCGCCUGCCUUUUGUGAGCGAUAUAUGGCUGUUGCGUGCAAAGUUGCCGUGCGGCGUGCUAUGAACUCAGCAGGCCCGUUGCCGGAUAGAACCGCAGACGCGACAAGGAAAGAUCAGUCUUCCGGCACAGUAACUGGAGAGAAAACGCCACCAGCGCAUGGACCUUUGGGUGGAGUAGUCCAAUCAGGCUUCGACAUACCUUCAUCAGCUGGUGAGCGUGGAGCACCAAAUAACGUCGACGAAGUUGUAGGCCAGACCGACACCAUUCGUGCAAAAUCUAGUUGUGAUGAACCCGAGGGGAAAUCAAGCUGCUACGAAUAUGAUGCAGUUUCGGCGGAGAAGCAGCACGAUAUGGACUAUUUCGCAGUUGACGCUUUGACACGAUUGAUUUCAUCAUUGGUGAAAGUAGAGGCCCACAGAUUUCAGUCUGUGGAUAUUUUCACGAGGUCACUUUCUAUGGUCGCCCGACAGCUUCAACAUGAUCAUCACGCUUCUAGUCCUUCUCGGCGCUCGUCCGCAUGUAAGAAAGGCGCUCCAGCAAACCAAGUCUCUGCUUCAUCUUGUUCGACGAAGACUGCUCGCUCCUGUCAGAAACAGCCCCAACAAUUGCACAUCAACGCUCCCCUUCGAGGAAGUGAUUGUGUAGAAAAUCAAGACCCCAACUCGCACAAUGUUAGUCAUAAAGAUCAAGAAGACCAUCAAGAACAACUAAGCCAUCAGGAGCAGGAGGACGACGCUGGGUGUCAACACUUCAAUCAACGUCCGUAUUUCCGUAUUGUCGUCAAUUUGUUGGGUGACAUGCUUCAUUCACCUGACUCCGACUUCGGUAACAUUCGCUGGCCAGUUUUAUGCGCUUUCCAAAGCUUUCUGUUUCACACAUGCCCCACGCGCCUACCGGGCUUCAGUUUCGCGUGGCUCUCCUUGUUUUCGCAUCGUUGGUUUUUGCCAGCACUGUUGAAUUACAAGCAGCAACGCGGUUGGCUGGGUUUCCACCGACUCAUGCUGUUGCUACUUACCUUCCUGGAGCCACACUUGCUCAAGAAUACCCCUCUAUCUGACACAAUGCGCCUCCUCUACAAAGGCACGCUCAGGGUGUUGCUGGUAAGUUUACAUCUCUACAAUUUUUUUCUACUACUUGUUAAUCAACAAAAAUCAAAACCAAUUUAUAUCAACAUGAAGAUCAACAUCAACAUGAUCAUUAAAGCUGAUCAUUAAAAACGACGGUCAAGGCGAAGGAAGCCGAAGCAACAUGUCCUCCAAAUUCUCAGUUACGCUCCUUUGUCACGAACAAUCUCGAACUCAACAGGUUUUGCUGCAUGAUUAUCCAGAGUUUUUAUCGGAUUAUCAUUUCUCCUUUUUGGAAGUCGUGCCAGUGCGCUGUAUUCAAGUGCGAAACCUGUUGUUAUCUGCGUUUCCCCGGCGUUUGCGAUUGCCGGACCCUUUCGCGGGUUUGAAGGUAGACUCGCUACCCGAAAUUCGCAAAUCGCCACGCAUAUUGUGCCACUUCGCUAUCUUACUAGGCCCAGUGCGUCUGACCAUUGACCACUACAUCCAGGAACGCUCUGCAAAUCGGCUACCACCUUGGAUUCAGUACAACAAAAACAACGUGUCUGACGUCGCAGAGCACCAAGGAGCUACUAGGAGUGCUUGCGUCCACGCGCAGAACAAUACUACUAGCACUGAAAGAACCCCUACAGCGACAACAACUAUGGGAAGCCAACAAGGCCGUGCUAGUAGAACCGCUUCAACGAGCAAAAGAACCACAACCGCAACAUCCGACGGCAUAACAAACAGUAUCCCAAGUCUCUCAUCUAGCGGCGAUCGAAAAGCCGAGACGAGACAAAACAAUGGAGAGGUGCGAACGACGGGAACUGGCCCGGCUUGUCCCGUGACAAACCUCGCAGGCGAGGGAGGACACGGAGAUCUUCGUCGCGGUAGUAAGGCGUCAAGUUUUCGCGAACAAAACGUAUCGCGUCCGGGUCCAACAGCAGCGAAAAUUUUGGAAGACAUACGGCGAUGCCUUUUGCUCCCUAUGAAAGAUAUGCUGCGUCGAGGCACCAAGUACGACACUGCUCUGAUAAACGUCUUGGUGCUCUACGUUGGUUUACAGAAUCUCGUCGUCGUCGAUCCAAGUGGAACGAGUCAUCCUAGUCUCGAGAUCUUCCUCUACUUGGUCCACCAGGCUGACGAUGAGGGAAGGUAAAAAUCAGCACAGACCAAAUGAUAAAAAAUCUUGCGAAGUUUUUUGAUUGAACAAGAAGCACUACUACUAGAAGCAGCAAAGUUCUUGCGGUUAAGUACUUAAGUAGGUUGUUGAUGAUAUGGAUGCCCAUCCCUCUCAUCUCCGCACCAGGUAUCUGAUUCUAUCCAUGGUAGCCAACCACCUGCGGUUCCCGAACAAGCACACGCAUUAUUUCUCACGCACGUUACUCUACCUGUUUAUUGUCGCUGGUGAAGGGAUUCAAGAGAUCAUUACUAGAGUGCUGAUCGAGCGACUCAUCGUACAUCGACCGCAUCCUUGGGGGCUUCUUAUCACGUUCAUCGAGUUGAUCAAAUAUGGCCACAACAAGCUCCAAUACGACUAGAAUCGAACAAGCUCAACUCUUUUGUUUGCACACUGAAAUAUACCUACAAGUAGACCACUUCCACUUCGAGCUAACAUUUUCUGUCACCAUGAUUAAAAACUAGAGGAUUCAUUGUUCGUCGUAAAAUGCCGGCUCUAACUUGCGAACCCCGCUUACAAUUUUUGGGAUCGACCUUUUGUGCACUGCGCGCCCGAAAUUGAGGGCUUGUUUCGGAGCGUUGGAACGACGUGCCUCGGUGCGGACAAUACGAUGCCGACCGCGAGCAUGCCUCGGGCAUCGUCUGCAGGAGGAGGAGGCGGCGCAAGUGCUGAGCAGACGUCGAAAAACACUCUUCCAGUUGCAGAUGCUGGGCUGGAAAAAUAGCUAGGGCGGCUGGAAUUUUUUGGUCAUAGCGAUGAAGAUACAUUAAGAUGUAUGACACCUCCACUUUCGCUAACGAGGGGCAUGUCAAGCUAUUCUUUCUUAUAAUGACUUGGCAAGGACUAGGACACGUAUUUGAUUACGACUAUACCGCAAUCAAUUUCACCUGAUACCAUUUUCCGUUCUUGACACUGGUAGUGGCAUCCGACACUCUCUUGGUUGUGUGUCAUUUGAUUUUAGUGCGUCUAGCGAGUAGCUUGGUGCUGUGCCUGUCGUGGCUGAGAACACAGGAAUAUUCAGCAUACCCAUGCUCUGCGGAGCAUGCUUAUGAAAACGGGAACAAAGAAUGGUCGUCUACAGUACAGAAUAAUUUAUAAUCUCAAGAACUCCGUCUUUCUUUCCGUAUGGCUCUGAAUAUUUUUAUGUCAUCUUGUAAUUACGUACAAUUAACAGUAAACACGAAGACGAAACGCCCGACCCCGAGCAUCGGCAAGAACGUGACAGAAGGAGGAUUUUUUCAUGAUGUCGAAUAGUACUGUUGGGGAUGAGGCGUCUGAUUUUGGCUUGGAGAGCCAAAAGCUAUUUUCAAAAACUAAUGAUCACAAGAAUCCAUCAUUUGAUGUAAGGAUGUUACACUAAUGACGACAUAUUCUUACCACUUUUUCAAUUCAAUCCGUACUACGAAAUUUUGGAUAUUGAUCUUGUAUGUUGAUCCGUCCUUAUGAAUAAAGACCCUGGGAGGUGCAUCCCUCCUGCCACCGCUUGCAGGUACUAUCCAAUACCUCACUUUUACAUUGGCAUGUUGUUUGACCUUGUUAUGAUUCAUAGACAUCUAUUUUUACUUCAUCCUCCUGUGAAACUUUCGUAUUGUUUUAGAUCUGCGCAGAUUGACACUGACAGUAUCGAUACAUGUGAAUUUGAUUCAGAUUUUUGUCUCCAUUUGUACCUUCAUCGAAUUGGAUCGUCCAUACUAGUAUAUUAAAUUGUUGUUGAUGACCGAAAAUAAAAUACAACCUAUUUUAUCCAAUACCACACUGCCUCAGAAGGCUUUCUACUCCAACAAAACAGUCAUGUGCCGCCAAUGAAGCUGAUGUAGAUUUUAUUCAUCCGAAAACAUUGAUAAAAUUCUAAUUCAUUGAUAUUAUCAUUAUGCUUCUUUGUGCUGGGCCUAAAAAAUCAUGUUUUGGUAAAAGGGUGAGCAAUUACAUGUCAUCAUAGAAAACUCCUAUCGAAAUGGAAUGACCUGAAAGAACGAGCACGGGUGCUAUGUAUUUGAGGCUGGCAUUGGCAGCUUUUCGAUGUUAAUCGUACUUUUUGUUUUGAUCUAUCAGUCAUCUUCAAGAAAAAAUGAAAGAAUACUUAAAUGUGCUAAAAGUGUUUAGUCCAGGAUUGUUGACUAGAGACAUGAUGAUUUCUUCGUUUUUCGGCCAAGGUGCCUGGUUGUUAGUUUGUCAAUCUAUUAAAAAUAUUAUCUAUCACUGUAGUGAAAGAAUCAUCAUGACAUCAAAUGUUACAAGCGUUCAACAUACUCGUUACUUCCUCGACGAGUUGUGACGAGGUCGCUUUUCCCAAGAACUCGGUCGGACCUCACCAGUACGUGGACAAUGAUGAAGCGAAAUUUAGUGUGACAAGAAAGCAUGGUCAUCUAUAGAAACGAACCCACUUCAUCUCAACAUGCUGAUGUACUACCUGGUUGUUUUCUUCACCUCGAACAUCAAGAGACUGUCUUCUCAUGUGGCCCACCCGCGCAAUCAUUGAUGUGUGUCGAUAAAAACAUGCGAUCAUGUAGAAAGAGGUACAUUCAUUGUAAUAACACUUCCCUUAAUCAUUGUCUUUGUCGUCGAAGGCCGCGAUUGAUGUCCGUAUCUCUCAAUUUGUCGGCUGAU
Messenger RNA from Amoebophrya sp. A25, 17680 nucleotides. Lineage: Eukaryota; Dinophyceae; Syndiniales; Amoebophryaceae. The record is from the annotation of a GenBank genome assembly.